Molecule: messenger RNA, 3441 nt
Organism: Coccomyxa subellipsoidea C-169
Lineage: Eukaryota; Viridiplantae; Chlorophyta; Trebouxiophyceae; Coccomyxaceae
Exons: 13
Coding region: 1-3441 (1146 amino acids)
Biological process (GO): mitochondrial tRNA 3'-end processing
Cellular component (GO): mitochondrion
Molecular function (GO): 3'-tRNA processing endoribonuclease activity
Source: RefSeq, a predicted model, not a curated record
AUGCAGUACUUGUUCAAUGCGCCGGAGGGCUACGCUAGGCUGGUUCUGGAGCACAAGACGAGGCCGUCUGCAAAGCUACGGGCGCUCUUCGUUGUGCAACCCCAAGCACUGGAUGCCCAUAUUGCAGUCAUUGCUCUGCAUGCAUCCCACACUGGUUGGGUGACUCCAGAGUGGCUCACACAGCUGGGCAGCAAGUCUUUUGAUGCACCGAAGACUCUGGCUGCAUCCAAUGAGGAUGCAUGCCACACCAGCGCAGACCCCAGUGGCAGCAUGUGCAGCAGCAGCAGUGAUGAGGAUCUGGUGAGCGCUGACAGCAGCUCUGCAGCGAGUGACUCAUCCUCAGAGGAUGUUGAUGCCCCACAAGAAAGGCUUGAAGCUGCAGAUGGAGGGCCAGAGGCCUCUUCAGCCACCAUGGAUCAGCCUGCAGCAGGGGCUGAUAACCCUGCAUUCCAACAGCUGGAUCAGCUGCUGAUGCUGCAUUCUACCAGGCAAAGCAUUUUCCAGGUGUUGAAGCAGCAGCAGCAGGCAAAUGCUGCAACAUCGACGGCGGAAAAUAAUUCACGCCAGCAGGAGCAGCUACUGGAGCAGCUGGAGAAGAGUAAACCUGAGGGCCCCUUGCCGCUGCAGCAGGCAGCACAAGUCCUAGCUAGCCGGCAGCCACGCCCACCGGCCACAAAAGGGACUGAUGCAGGCACCCAGGGGGCCUUCAGUGCCCUGGAACAGGGUGGCAACCCAGUGUAUGUGCAGCAGGGGAAGCAACGGACAUCUGGCAUGCCCCAGCGUGCUUGUGCACUGCUGGGCCACUUGAAGGCAUCCAAUCAUGCGCUGCUGGUAGUGGACUGCCCUGACCCGGCGCAGCGGCGGCUGCUCUCCAGCCAUCCUGCCAUGAAGCAGCUGCAGUCGGCUUCCAGGUUUGUGAGCACCCUGCACCUCUCAACAGCUGCUGCAGUUAGGACGAGUGCUUAUGGGGACUGGGCAAAACACCUACCGGGCCAACAGAUCUUUGCAUGCGACGCCAAAUCUGGAGAUGGCCCGGAGCUGGGCUACAUCGCAUCUGCCAGGAACCUGGCAAAGCUGAACGUAAUCAGUCCUGCGGUGUACCCUCUCCCUGCCGCCAUGACAGCUCCCUCUGGCGAGGACAUCUUCAUACCUGACGAGCCAGAGGAGCCGGAUGCUGCUGCCAAUGCUGAAGAUGCAGUGGAGGAGGUGGAUGUGACUAAGGAGCUGCUGUCCAGCCGGCCAGCGCUGCAGCAGCUGUUUGAUCGUCUGCAGGGCUCGCCCCUCUCCAAGCCAUUCACCCACCUGCCCUCUCAGCCCAGCGCCGCCCCACAACAGCCGCCCUCUGACCUCUCCUUCCUCGGACCUGCUGCACUUCCCAUCUUCCGCCCAGAAGCCGCCAUCUUUGUGCCGGCGCCCGCUGCUGCCGCAAACAGCUCCUGGUUGCCACUUAUCCCCCCGCACCCCCCGCCCAGCCACCGCCCGAUCCCCCUCGGCCACCGCUCGGUGCCCCCCGUCCACCGGAGGCCCCCCCAGCCACCACCGCACCGCCACCGCUUGAUCCCCCUUCGCCCCCGACCACCGCCACCGGAGGUCCUCCCAGGCCCCAUCAUCUUCAUCCCCCCGUCGGCUCCGGCAAUUCCCGCCGGCCGCAUCGGCCGCAUGUGGGGGGCCGCGAUGCAUCGGCCGCCGCAAUUGCUCGCGCGCGGCGCGCGCCGGCCACAGCUGCGGCCGUGGCAGCCACCAGCGCAGCCGCUGUGCCCUGUUGGGGCUUCCCCUGCUGGCGGUGGUGGGAUCGGUGACAUCUUCUGCGCAUACGGGGGCGGGCCGAAGACCCACCCCCACCCGGCCGGGGACGGCGACGGCUGGCCGGCUAAGCGGCACAGGGCCGGCAAGCAGAGCGCAGCGUCCCAGGAUGUGCAGAUGGCGGACGCAAAGGCCAAUGCCUCCAACAGGGGCGCCGCUGCAGCGCUGCGCCAGAAGGUGCAUGGCAGUGGCUCCCCUCCAGAGCGCCAGGAUGAGCUGCAUGUCAGGGAAGCGAUGGACAUCAUGGAUAUCAGCCUGGCAGUUGAUGGAGGGGCUGACUCAGUCCUGGAGCAGUCACAUAAACAUGAGGUGGCGCCCAAGGAGAGCCUGCCAAAGAGCGGCAGCCUGAACAGGCCAGCUUUUGUGGAGGAUUUGGGGCCUGCUGAAAGCCAGGAGGCCAAAGACAUGCAGCAACCAGGCGAUACAGGGGUGGCUGAGAAUGGAGAAGCUAUGGCAGAGCAUGGAGAUGUGUCAAAGGGCCAAGAAAGGGUGCAAGGCAGGCCAUCGGGCAGUGCAGCAGAGCUCGAUGAGGUCAUGGAGGAAGCAGCUCAGAGCAUUGGACACCAGUCACAGAUGCCAGAGGCAGAGAAGAAGCAGGCAGAGAAGAAGCAGCCUGAUCAGAAGCAGGCAAAGCCAGUUGCCAAGGCAGCGGGGCCUGUUCAGGCGCAGGAAGCUGCCAGGGCGGCUGCCAAGAAUGUCCCCAAAAUGAUUGUUGCCUGCCCGGCCGGCAGCCCCGCCACCCCUGAGUGCCUGAAGGCAAUGGCGGCGCGCGGCGAUGCGGCGCAGGUGCUGUUCCUGGGCACGGGCUGCGCGGAGCCGUCCAAGUACCGUGGCGGCGCGGCCGUGCACGUGCGCCUGAGCGACGGCCGGGGCCUGCUGCUGGAUGCCGGUGAAGGCGCGCUCGGCCAGCUCGUGCGCCACUUCGGGCCGGCCGGCGCGGUGGAUGCUUUGUGCUCCGUCUGGCUCUCCCACAAGCAUGCUGACCACAUUCUGGGCCUGCCGGGGAUCCUGCACGCACGUUCUGCCAGCAGCCCACCCCUUCUGGCGAGUAAUGCUGCGAUUAAGUCUUUCACAAUCCGUGGGAAGCUCACUAGCCUUGUGAUUGGCCCCUCGGCUGCGCAGAGGUGGCUGGCAGAGGCGGCUCAGGCGCUGCAGCUGCGCUACCACUUCGUGCACUGCAGGAACUUCGACGCGGACGGCGGCAUGGUGAGCUGGCAGUCAGUCCCGGUGGAGCACUGCGCGGACGCGUACGGGUUAGUCAUGCGCCACAUCUGCGGUUGGAGCCUGGUCUACAGCGGGGACUCUCGCCCCUGCCGCCGCCUGCAGGACGCGGGCCGCGGCUGCACGCUGCUGGUCCACGAGGCCACGUUUGAGCCAGCGCUGCACUCUCAGGCGGCUCAGAAGAGGCACAGCACCACGGAAGAGGCCCUGCGCGUGGCUGCGCGAAUGGGCGCCUACCGAGUGCCUGUAGGGCUGCCCACAACGGGGCCGCUGAGCGAGAUGGUGGCAUGCGCGUGCGAUGGCAUGCGCGUUCCACUGAUGCUGCUGCCAGAACUGCCGAAACUAAUGCCACACAUUGCUGCAGCCCUGGGCGAAGAGCCAGCUGCAAAGGGCAGCACUGCGCUGCACACUUAUUGA